AUGUCGCUGCCUGUGGUGCUGCCGGGCUCCUGCUGCCCCAUGGCCGGGCUCUCCGCUGCGCUUCAGGCAGCAGCUCCCGGCCCCGCCACCUCUCCGGCCCCGCCGCUGCCGCCUCUCCGGCGCUUCCAGCACUAUCGGCCUCCCCCGGCGGCGCUCUCCCCUCUGUCCGCCCGCCGGGCCGCCGCCGCCGGGGCCCACGGGCUGCUGCCGGCCAGACCGCUGCUGUCCCUGGGGCUGCUGCAGCUCAUCCUGGGCUGCUGCAUGGUGGCGCUGAGCUUCGGGGCGCUGUCCCUCAGCGGCUCCCCGCAGGUGAAGAACUCCUGCCCCUUCUGGGCUGGCUCCUCGGUGAUCUUGUCCGGAAUCAUAGGAUUAACUACAUGGAAGAGACCAGUGGUACUUUUGGUUAACCUGUUUGUUUUGCUGUCUGUCGUCUGUGUUCUCUUGAACCUGGCUGGAUUUAUCCUAGGAUGUCAAGGUGCUCAGUUUGUGUCCAGUGUACCAAGAUGUGACCUGGUGGACCUAGGUGAAAGCAAGAUUUGUUUCUGCUGUGAAGAAUUUCACCCAGCCAAAUGCACAGAGAAAGAGAAUGCAUUGAAGCUGUACCCAGUCCAGUCAUGUAGCGCUGUUCACCUUCUACUCAAGAAAGUUCUCUUUGCUCUGUGUGCCCUCAACGCUCUGACAACCACAGUAUGCUUGGUAGCAGCUGCCCUGCGUUACUUGCAGAUAUUUGCAACAAGAAGAUCCUGCAUAGAUGAAUCUCAGGUGUCUGUAGAGGAAAUUGAAGAACAAGGCCGCAUUUCUGAUCCUGAGGACUUUGUACCACCUGUGCCACCUCCAUCAUAUUUUGCUACAUUCUACUCUUGCACACCCAGAAUGAAUCGCAGGAUGCUUGGAUCGGAUGCUAUUCCAUUACCACAUAUUUAUGGAGCGAGAAUUAAAGGAGUUGAAGUGUUCUGUCCUUUGGAUCCCCCUCCUCCAUAUGAAGCUGUGGUGAGCCAGAUCAGUCGUGAGCAGGGAGGUGCAUUCCAAAUUCCAGAUGUGGCAGAAGCUGUCGUUGGGCCACCACAACCAAACGAUACACAAGUCUCUCAAGGUGGGGAUAUUCCUGACUCUUCCAGUAGAGAGAGCCUUUCAACUUCAAAUCCGAGCUCAGUGCCUGCAGAACAAAAGCCUGCAUGCAAGAGAGCCUUCAGCCCUCUGAGGAAGAGAUCAAAAAGCGACCCUGUGCUACACGGCUUGCCACCUAGAGCAUGUCCGGUACUAAGCUGUGAAGCUGCAACUCAGACUGAAUUAAAACCAAAACUGGCCACUGUCAUUUUGCGAAAAGGUUUGAGAGCAAGAGCUUUGAGAGCAAGACCCCGGUCUUUGGUAGACUACAAGUCAUACAUAGACACUAAGCUGCUUGUGGCAAGGUUCCUAGAGCAGUCCUCCUGCAGUAUGACCCCUGACAUACAUGAACUGGUGGAAAAUAUCAAAUCUGUUUUAAAGUCGGACGAAGAACAUAUGGAGGAAGCCAUCACCAGUGCCAGCUUCCUGGAGCAGGUUAUGACUCCAGCUCAGCCAUCUACAUCAAGGACACAUACACUCCCGUUUAGAAGACACCCAGGGCUGCUGCACCUGGAGAGCUGUGGCGAUCUGAGUACUUUCACUACAUCAGAAAACCAGGUAGCAGAGAGGAAAACCCAGAGACUAGAGCACGAACGGCCCCAUAGUCUCAUUGGAGUUGUACGGGAAACUGUGCUCUGA
Molecule: messenger RNA, 1746 nt
Organism: Emys orbicularis (European pond turtle)
Lineage: Eukaryota; Metazoa; Chordata; Testudines; Emydidae
Gene: ENTREP1
Product: endosomal transmembrane epsin interactor 1
Exons: 12
Coding region: 1-1746 (581 amino acids)
Cellular component (GO): membrane
Source: RefSeq, a predicted model, not a curated record